This is a messenger RNA of Cryptosporidium ubiquitum, 4713 nucleotides long. Its product is annotated as protein kinase. The transcript has a single exon. Lineage: Eukaryota; Apicomplexa; Conoidasida; Eucoccidiorida; Cryptosporidiidae. Gene Ontology annotation, molecular function: ATP binding; protein serine/threonine kinase activity; protein binding. Gene Ontology annotation, biological process: macroautophagy; late endosome to vacuole transport; protein targeting to vacuole. Bases 1 to 4713 code for a protein of 1570 amino acids. The record is from RefSeq and is a predicted model, not a curated record. Gene Ontology annotation, cellular component: phosphatidylinositol 3-kinase complex, class III, type II; phosphatidylinositol 3-kinase complex, class III, type I; nucleus-vacuole junction.
AUGGGUAAUCUUUCUUUUCUUCCUUUAGAAAAUGAGGAAGAUUUAAAUAAUUUAUUUUUAGAAUUUAAUUGGCUUGAAGAAAGGGGAGAGCUAAUCAAAGAAAGUAGAAUAUCAUUUGAUUUCAAAGUAAUCGAUGAAAAACGCAAAUAUUACAAUAUUUAUAGAUUUUUUGGAGGGUUAAACAAAUAUUUAAAGAACGAACGCAAUAAGGAAAUUGAUAAUAUAGCAGAAAGCUUAGAACCUGUUUUGAUUUCAGAACAUGACAGUUUUUUCAAUGAAAUUAUAUCACAAAAUAGCUUGAAAUACUUCCCUAGCUUAAACGGAAUCUUUUUAGAAGGAAUCGAAGAGUCUAUUGUCAACAAAAUAGUGUCAGUAAUCAAAAUGCAAAAUAAUAUCAAAAAAGACGUUUACCCAAAUAUAAUUUUUUAUGAGCAGAUUAGUACAUCUAGAAAUUAUUUUUAUACCAAAAGAGUAAUGUGGGAAUCAACAAUUAAAAAUAAAUUGUAUGAACUUUCCAAAAUUAAUUUACUCAAUGCUAUUUUGAAGCACUGGCUUGAGUUUCAAUCCUUAAUAACUGUUACGCAGUUACAUUCUUUAGGCCUAUUCCAUGGUGACAUUAAAACAGAAAAUAUGUUGGUUAAUCAAUUAUAUACUGUGAAAAUAACUGAUAUUGCACCUUGGAAACCAAUUUUUAUUGAUAGUUCAGACUUGAGAUUUUGGACUGUUUUUUUUGAAAAUCAAAAUUGCAAUGCUAGAAGUAAUGUUUUGAGAUGUAAUUUGUCACCUGAAAGAUUUUUGUCCGAAAAUGAUAUAAAAAAUUUAGUAUCUUUUGAAUCUGAAUACGAAUUAAAAAAUAAAUUAUUGAGCAUGGAUAUCUUUUCGUUAGGGUGCGUAUUAAAUGAAAUAGAAAAUGAUGAAAUAACAUUUACAAUAAAUGACAUAUUGAAAAUGUUGAAACACGAGAACUAUUACUCAAAAUUAAACGAUAAAGUUAAUAUAGAUUGGAUUAAAGAAACUUUUCUAAAUUAUAAUUGGAAAAAAAGACCAGAAGCAUUUGUAACUUUAUUAAAAUUAUUAAAUAUGAAUAGAAUAUAUGAAAUAAAUUCAUUGAAUAUAUACUUAUUUGAUCAUUCAAAAAAAUCUAAUUUUCACUUUUGUAGGUCAUUUCCAUUAUUUUUUUAUCCACUCUCAGUAAUUAUGCAGAACAGAAUAUUUAAUGAUAUGCGAAUUCAGAUAGUUAUUUUGAAUAUAAUCUUACCUAUAUUUUUGGAACUACUUAUUAUAAAAGAUAUUAAUUUAGUUAAAAUUUCAAAGGAUAAUUUAGAGAAUUGUGAUGAAAUUGAACAAAUAUUCUCAAAUAUUGAAAUUGAAUAUACCGAUGGUUGGAGUUUAAAUAAAUUAAAAAACACCUUUCAAAAUAAGUUUGAUUAUGAACUAAUGAAAGACUUAAUUCUGAGUGUUUUGAUCUCCGAUAUAGAGUACCAAAUAUUUGACGAAAGGGUUAAUUUGGAAAACAUUAGUUCUAAUUACUCGAAUAUUAAGGGGUUUUUUUCAAUUUUUCAACUCUUACUUAAUUAUUGGGAUAAUAAAAACGAAAAAUUUACUUCAAGCCCAAAUAUCAUCCAUUAUAUCAAUUAUGUUACUUUUAACAAUAAUAAUAUUCAAUUAAAUAGUGAUAACUCAAUUAUUGAAGAAAAUAGAAAAUCUUUCUUUAAACUAUUGAAAAAAAACAGUUUAUAUAUUGAAGAUUAUAAUAGCUCAUGUAUUUUAUAUUUACAUCUAAUGAAUAUCAGUUUACGUGAACUAACUCUUUUUUAUAUCAGCGAAUUUAAUAACCAUAAUGAUCUGAAUAUGGUUGAAAUUUAUAAUAGCAUUUACUUACUAUCAAUAAAUACAAUGAAUUUAUUGCUAGAGAUUUUAUCUGAAGAAUUUAAGAAGGAAAUCGCUGUAAAGGAAAUACUCCCAACAAUUAUACAGUAUUUAAUAUUUAACGAAUAUUCAAACAAAAAUAAUUCCAAACUUACUCAAUUUAAAUUUAAUUUUAACGGCAAUAAUUUCUUCAAUUAUGAAUUAAAUGAUUUGGUUCAAUGCCACCAAGACUAUCACAAAGAACCUAUAGUCAUUCUUGAAAUAUUUAAUUUUAUUAAUUGUAACAUUAUGAAAUAUGUAAGAAUUGAAAAUGAAACGCUAGUCAAUGAUGAAAUUAAUGGAAUAAUAAAUGAUUUAAUAAUAUUAAAUAUUGAGAAAUGGAUAUACUUAUAUGUAAUAUUAAAUAAUAUUUUGGUUGUCAAUACCCUUCUGGAAAUUGCCCAUAAAGUACUAAUACUCAUCUUGAAAAAUAAACAGAAUAAGUUUAAAUUAAAUGUAUGGAUUACUGAAAUCUUAACAUCCAAUAAUUCUGCUUUAAAAAAAUUGAUUGUGAAAAAGAACACAGAAAAUAAAUCAAUAUUGCUAGAAAUUUUAGAGUAUUUUUUAUUUAUAAAUAAAACAGAAAUUUUCAUUUCUGAAAUUUUGCCUUACUUAAUAGACCAAUUAAAUGAUAAAGAUAUCGAUGUUAAAUGCAAUUUUUGUGAAUUAAUCAUUCACAUUAUGGAGAAAAUGGAAUUGAUAUUCAUACUUCCCUAUGGUAAAUUCUGUAUUGAAAAAUGUUUAAAUGAUAAGGAAUUUAAGGUGAAAUUAAUAGGUUUAAGAUCAGUAAAUAAGAUUCUGAACAGGAUCAUUUCUGCUGAAAACAAAAAAUUAGGUGUGAAUGAAUCUGAAAUCAUUAUUCAUGAAAUGAUUGAAUCUAUAGUAAAUAAUCUCAAAAUUGCACUAUUUAAUAAUUACUAUCCAUUUUAUAUAGAAUUUGGAAAUACAUUAAAAUAUGUUUUUAUAUAUUCAAGAAAAUAUAAUAAUUGGUUGGUUAUUUUUUUAUUAAUAAAUAAAUUCUUUGGUCUCCAAAAAAUAAAUGUUAAUUAUUUGUUUAAUAUAUUUAAACUGAGUGAAAUUUCUGGAAGUGAGUUUUUGGCUUAUUGUUUUAAAAAUAUGUUUAUGGGGAACCAAAUUGAUUAUAUAAGUGAAGAAAAAGAGAUACGAACAACUAACAAUUUAAAAACAAAUCAAAUUCAACCACCCAUUCACACAAAAUUAAUAUUAUAUUCUUUACCAUGCAUAUUGAAUCAACUAAAUUUAUUUAAUGACUUUGAAGAAAUUAUUUUCAUUUCAUCUUUGAUCCAAAAGGAGGAAAAAUUCAGUAUUAGGAAACAAGCUAUUUGCAACAAAUUAAAUUGUUUAACUAAAAAAAAAAUUAUUCAUGAUCAUUUGUGCGAGCCUGAUCUAAAAAAACUUUUACCAUCCAUAAAAGGGAAAUAUUUAGGAUCAAUUUAUAACCAUAGUAAACUUGCCUGCAAAAAUGAUAAUAAUACAAUUAUAGGGAUUGGCUUUAAUAUAUAUCAGAAAAUUCUACAUAUAAAUGAAGACACUUAUUCUUGUUCGAUUAAUAAUUCAAUUAAUGCUGGAGUUUACUUGCAUAAAUUAAAUGUAUAUGAUCAACUCCAUUAUUGGAACUUAAUCACUGAUAAAUCCAAUGAUUAUAUUUUUAAAUUCAACAAUAACAGCUAUGCAACAAGCAUUGCAUCUUUGUCAAAUGAGUUUAGCAUUAUUACAGGGAAUAAUAUUGGAAUUUUAUCUAAAAUUAAUAUUGAUACAAGUAUUGUAACAAUAAAUGAGCACUACUACGAGGAUGAAAAUUUGUUAUUUAAACAAAGUUUAAUUUAUAAGUCCCCAGUGAUAUUAUUAGUUGGAAGAAUAGAGAUUAAUUCUAAAGAAAUGAUUAUUUCCGCGUACAGCAACGGAGACAUAUGUAUUAUUGAAUCAACAAAUUUGAUAACAAAAAUUCGUUUUGCCAUUCCUCCGUUCUUGGGGAAUGUAAUUGAUUAUUCAACUGAUAAUGAUCCAAAUGGCCACUUACUUUGUUUAGUUACUGACGAAAAUGCAAUUGUUAUAGUUAAUUUAUUUUACUUGAAAGCUUCGAAAAUUUGGAAAAUUAGUCAUCGUGAAUUAAAAAUCAUAAAUGUUAGUAAUUCAUAUCUUAAUCAUUCUUCAAAAUUUAUGCUCGCUUUCAACAAGAAUGGUAUUUUUGCGCUUUUAGAUCCGAUAAUUGGUAAAAUUUAUUCUAAUAAAGAUUUAAUAUUUCAAAUAACCGAAGUAAAAGAAAGACUUAUUCAUAUUUAUAACCCACUUUUGCUUUCAUCCAAAAUAAUGCAUCCAGAAAGUUGUGAAAAUAAACAAAAAUGUAAUUGUUUGUAUUGUAAAGCUCAAAGGGUACGAAUUUUUGGAAAUUAUCUGAAUCAAUAUGUGAUAAUGAAUAAUUAUAAUGAUAACUUAAUUAAAAAAGAGCGUUUGAUAAGUAGAAAUGUAAUUGGCCCACUAACUACCACUCAUAGGAACUAUAUAGAUAAAGAUCGAGGCACACAUAAAUACUAUAUUUUUAACGAUGAUUUUGGUAAUGUAUAUCAACAAAAUUUUUCUGUUUCUAACAUAAAUUGUGAUAAUAAUUCGCUGGACUGUAUUAUUGGUAAAUACUCAACAGAAACUAGUUUAAUCAGUAUCAAUGACAAUAAAAAUUAUGGGCAUAGAGAUAUAGUCACAUCUCUCAGCAUAUACCCGUUUAAUGAUAAUGAAAUCGGUUUACUUACAUCUUCUAGAGAUGGCAUUAUUUCUUACUGGAAUUGA